AUGUUUAGGAGAUCAACAAGGAUAAAAAAUCAGAAUCAAGAUGAAAAGGAAACGCGAGAGAUUAAGCAAGCUAAAGAACCAAAACGAAAUGCGAAGAACAAGAAGAUAAUUGAAGAAGAGGCAACAAGAAAGAGGAAGAACAUGAAUACAAAUGGAGAACAACAACGAAAGGUGAAACACAAAAAGAAAGUUGAGGAAGAACCAGAACAAUCAGAAUCAGAAUCCGAAGAAGGGAAAGAAGAAUCAGAUGAUCAAGAGUCGGAAGAAGAGGAAGAUAAAUCUGAAAAAGAAGCAGAAAAGGGCAAACCGAAGAAAGUCGUCAAAGGCGUGUCAAGGGCGAAAGAAAACAAAUUCAAAGCAGAACCACAACGAAAGGUGAAAAACAAGAAGGUAGUUGAGGAAGAAUCAGAAGAAUCGGAAUCAGAAUCGAUGAAGAAGAGCAAGAACAAUCAGAUGAAGAGAAUCAAGGAUCAGAAGAAGAGGAAGUAG
This is a messenger RNA of Papaver somniferum (opium poppy), 489 nucleotides long. RefSeq names its product myb-like protein V. The transcript has 2 exons. The record is from RefSeq and is a predicted model, not a curated record. Bases 1 to 489 code for a protein of 162 amino acids. NCBI's taxonomy places the organism in Eukaryota, Viridiplantae, Streptophyta, Magnoliopsida, Ranunculales, Papaveraceae.